This is a messenger RNA of Sclerotinia borealis F-4128, 1728 nucleotides long. The record is from the annotation of a GenBank genome assembly. Lineage: Eukaryota; Fungi; Ascomycota; Leotiomycetes; Helotiales; Sclerotiniaceae.
AUGGGCAAAGGCACGGAUAAACUAUACAUCACCCAUUCUGAAUGGUCCUCCACCGACGCAUUUUCUGCUAAUAGUGGAUCCAAUGUUUCCCAAAAAGCCCCCAAUGGCUCAUUCAAGCGCCUCCCUUUCAACUUCUGCGCAGCGAGUCUUCAACCCUUCAAAAAUCCAGUCUGUACAGCUGAAGGCACCAUAUUCGAUGUUGAAAUCAUUUCGCAAUGGCUCGAGAAGCAUGGCACGAACCCUGUCAAUGGGGAACCAUUGAGGUCGAAAGAUUUGAUAAAAUUGAACUUUGCGCGGAACGGCGACACUGAUGCGCAGGAACGAGGUUUUGGUGGUGCUGGAGGAGAUGGAAAGGGCGAGAUGGUGGAUCCAGUCACUUUCAAGGUGUUUACAGAUAAUACGCAUAUCGUUGCUAUACGGCAUGGCAGUGAGGCCAACGUUUUUGCUUGGGAGACCGUCGAAAGAUUGAACAUCAAAGCGAAGAUGUGGUUAGAUUUAGUUGAUGAUCGCGAAUUUGGGAGGUCGGAUAUCAUUACGCUACAAGAUCCGCAGAACAUUGAAAGCCGAGAUCUCAGCAAGUUCAAAUUUUUAAAGGAAGGGGAAUCUGUGCUGAGCAAAGAGCAAGAAGAAGAGAGGUCGAAAGGUAGUGUCAACAUUCACGCGCUGGGUAGGGUGGGAGACAAAGUCCUGAGGGCAAAGGAAGCUGUCGAGAAAGCCAGAAGAGACAGAGAAGCUGGUGGAGAUGUUAAUCGCGCAAACUCAAUGGUCAAACAAGGAUCGACAACUUCAACGGCAAAGCCUUCAUUAUUACAAGAAAGGAAGACGGCCUACAAUGCCGCGCAAUACACAACAGGAAGAGCAGCCGCAAGUUUUACGAGUACGGGAUUGACUCCAGUGACUAGUGGAGAGAGGGCAAUUCUCACCGACGAAGAAUAUAUGCUGAAGCCGAAACGAGUCAAGAUAAAAGGAUAUGCCAGGAUCGAGACGAAUCUGGGAUCAUUAAACAUCGAACUACAAACCGAGACUGCUCCUCGCGCAGUAUGGAACUUUGUACAACUCGCCAAAAAGGGGUACUAUAAUGGUGUUGCAUUUCACAGAAAUAUCCGGAAUUUUAUGAUUCAAGGAGGUGAUCCUAGCGGGUCUGGCAAAGGAGGCUCAAGUAUCUGGGGGAAGAACUUCCAGGAUGAAUUUGACGGGCCAUUAACCCACGAUUCCAAAGGUGUGAUGAGUAUGGCAAACAAGGGCAAAAACACCAAUUCGAGUCAAUUUUUCAUUACCUACAAAGAAGCCAAACAUCUAGACCGCAAACACACAAUUUUCGGCCGCGUAGUUGGUGGCCUGGACGUCCUCUCCAAACUCGAAAAAGUCGAAGUAGACGAGAAAAGUCGCCCGAUAAACGAUAUCGUCAUGGAGAACGUCGUCGUCUUCGUAGAUCCCUUUGAAGAAUUCCAAAAGCAGAAACAGGAGAAGGAUGUCGCGGAGAAAGCACAGGCGGAGAUUAGGAGGCAGGGAGGCACCGAAGAUGAUAAGACGACGUGGACGGGUAAACGUAUUAGGGGUGAUGGGACGGUGAUGCAGAGUGAGCAGACGGGUGGCGUAGGCAAAUAUCUUAAGGCUGGGGGUACGAAUGAUGGGGCGGGGUUUGUGGAAUUGGAUGAGGGUGGUGAUGAUGCGCCGGUUAAGAAGAAAAUUAAGUCGGGCGGCUUUGGAAAUUUUGAUGCUUGGUAG